Molecule: messenger RNA, 1382 nt
Organism: Frankliniella occidentalis (western flower thrips)
Lineage: Eukaryota; Metazoa; Arthropoda; Insecta; Thysanoptera; Thripidae
Product: zinc finger protein 177-like
Exons: 1
Biological process (GO): regulation of transcription by RNA polymerase II
Cellular component (GO): nucleus
Molecular function (GO): DNA-binding transcription factor activity, RNA polymerase II-specific; RNA polymerase II cis-regulatory region sequence-specific DNA binding
Source: RefSeq, a predicted model, not a curated record
UUUGCAACAAGUUCCAAUCUCCAGAAUCAUUUGCGCACCCACACCGGAGAGAAGCCAAUUGAGUGCACCUUGUGUGACAAAAAGUUUGCAACAAAUUCAAAUCUCCAAGUGCAUCUGCGCACUCACACCGAAGAAAAGCCAUUUGAUUGCACCUUGUGUGUCAAAAAGUUUGCAACAAGUUCCAAUCUCCAGAAUCAUUUGCGCACCCACACCGGAGAGAAGCCAUUUGAGUGCACCUUGUGUGACAAAAAGUUUGCAACAAGUUCCUAUCUCAAAGUGCAUCUGCGCACUCACACCGAAGAAAAGCCGUUUGAUUGUACCUUGUGUGACAAAAAGUUUGCGACAAAUUCCUAUCUCUUUAAGCAUUUGCGCACUCACACCGAAGAAAAGCCAUUUGAUUGCACCUUGUGUGACAAAAAGUUUGCAAAAAGUUCCAGUCUCAAAGUGCAUCUCCGCACUCACACCGGGGAGAGGCCAUUUGAGUGCACCGUGUGUGACAAAACGUUCUCCGCGCGUGACAGUCUGCUGAGACACCAGCGUACCCACUUCGCUAAUAGAAAGUAGACGUGUCAUAGAUAUCGAAAAGACGUCUGAGGAUAGACGCCUAGACGUCUAAUGACCAUCUACCAUAGACGUCUAAUAGAUGUCUAAUUUGGCCGCGAAAAUGAGAUCUUUUUGACGGCUAAGUGUAGACAUGGAAUAGAAGUAUGCAAUAAGAGGUCUUGUGGACGUGGACGUCCACGCUUCGAUUCGUUUUUAGACGUUGAGUGGACGUAAAUUAGAUGUUAGAGAUUUAACAUUGGUGAUCGUGCAGUCCUGUCAAAAGUGCUUUUUAUCAUUAAGAUAAAACAAGUAUCAUCUUAACGGCGUUAGGUGUGAAACGUACGGAAACGUAGGCCCAACUGGAUUUUAGAAUUAGAUGAGUUGAUGUAGAGAACCGCGUGCCGAUUCCCACCUUGGGUAGCAACUUGCGGCGGCCUAUUCGCUCCAGCACCGGAGGGGUUUGUACAACACUCUUCAGGGUCUGCCACGACGAUGUGUUUGUUUAGUAUGUAAUUUCAUAAACUUAUUCAUCAAUGUGAACUGCUUUGCUUUCCUGUAUUUGUGCAGACGUGGCUAUACGUUGUAGAUAAACUUAAAAAUCAUUUGUAGCAACUAUAAGCGGGAAUUUUAAUCGCACCUUCAAACCGCACUUACUCAUAUUAGCUAUAAGUAAGCUGACUUAUCACAUUGUCAUGCUAUACUAAAUUUGAUGCAAAUGUUACUCGUUUAGUUUACAUGGGUAGUUUUAAUGUACUGAUUUCUGAUUUCUUUAGUCCACUGUUUAUAAAUAUUUAUACAACGAGAAAAAUAAAAACGAUUAAUAUAAAUGGGAAACCUCA